Cyphellophora attinorum is the source of this 348-nucleotide messenger RNA. RefSeq lists its product as uncharacterized. The coding region runs from base 1 to 348 and encodes 115 amino acids. The record is from RefSeq and is a predicted model, not a curated record. The transcript has a single exon. Lineage: Eukaryota; Fungi; Ascomycota; Eurotiomycetes; Chaetothyriales; Cyphellophoraceae.
AUGUCAACCAAAGCCUCAACACAAACCAUCACAACCGCCUCGCCGGAAUCCCUCAUCUCGCGCCUCAUAAUCGGACCAGUCCUCUUCAUCUCUUUCUUGGUCUCCCUCUUCCUCGUCGACAAGAAGAUCUACACCAGCAUCUUCGGCUCCGACAGCAAGCAGGGAGGCUACUACCACUCCCACCAACGGAAAUUGGCCAAGUCGGAAAUGGACCAAGCAUUCCAGCAGAAGAACCGCGUUAUUGCUGGGCUGUGUAUGGCGAGUGGUGUUGCUGUUGCGGUAGUGCUGUGGGGCAUUGGCGCUGCAUGGAUGUAUCUUGGGCGGCGUGCUGGUGGCGUUGCUGUUUGA